UCUGAAUCUUCAUUCCCUACACAAGAUUCAAAUACAGAAAGUCAUAAAGCACAAGCUCGCCGAAAAAAAACUACAAAAGCGGAAAAAGAAAUACUUGGUCCAUUACUUGAAUAUAAAAAAUCGCUACCAAUUCAUCUACUUAUAAUGGUAUUUGAUGAACUUA
Molecule: messenger RNA, 163 nt
Organism: Dentiscutata erythropus
Lineage: Eukaryota; Fungi; Glomeromycota; Glomeromycetes; Diversisporales; Gigasporaceae
Source: the annotation of a GenBank genome assembly